GAAUUAAUCAAUGGACUUUCAAGAGGUCCCCCUUGGCAUAUGCAGCCUUCAAUUCCCUCCUUUUAUAACCUCCUUUUUCUCCUACCAAAUGUAUGGCAACUUCAGAAGAUAUCUUUUCUCUAGAAUUUAUUCAUCAAUUUCUUCUUGGAGACCUCAUCUCCAUUGAUGAACCUAAUUUCAGUGUUUCUUGUACUUCUUUUCUCCAACCCAUCGAAACCGAAUACCCAAUACCCAAAUCCGAACCUCAAUCUCCUCCUGUUUUACUGAUAAAACCUGAGAUAGAGGAGUUGGAGUCUCCAAAGGAACUUAGUUUGGAUUCAACUGAUUCGUACAGACCAAAAAUGGCAGAACUUGAAGAGAGGAAGCACUACAGGGGGGUCCGAAGAAGGCCAUGGGGCAAAUUUGCGGCGGAGAUCCGGGAUCCAGCUCGAAAGGGAAGCCGGGUAUGGCUAGGAACUUUUGAUACUGAUAUUGAUGCUGCAAAAGCUUAUGAUUGUGCUGCUUUCAAAAUGAGGGGUCGCAAAGCAAUCCUGAAUUUUCCAUUGGAGGCCGGAGAGGGUGGCCCUCCAGCAACAACUACCUGCAGGAAAAGGAAAAGAGACAAGGAAACGGAGUUACAGGAUUCCCAAGUCAUAUCCAAGAAAGUUAAGGAUUAACUUGGGAUAUUCUCAAGAACAACUAAAUAAACCCACCAUCUAUAAAUAUUUUCUUUUAUAUUUGCAGAGUUGCGGUGUCAGUAAAUAUAUUUUUAUGUUAAAAGAUUAUUAAAAAACCUUGUGAUCUUCAAACAUGAACAUUUACUAAACUGUCUUACAUCAAAUUAACGAAAUACUUAAGGAUACAUAGGCGAAAGGUGAAAAUCCAAUGAAAGAAGGGAAAAGUCCAGUAAUAUUGUACGGAGAGACAUGGUAAUGGAAUAAUAUAUGGUAUCAUGUAUCAAAAAUUUAA
This is a messenger RNA of Mangifera indica (mango), 948 nucleotides long. RefSeq names its product ethylene-responsive transcription factor ERF106-like. Gene Ontology annotation, molecular function: DNA-binding transcription factor activity; DNA binding. Gene Ontology annotation, biological process: regulation of DNA-templated transcription; ethylene-activated signaling pathway. Lineage: Eukaryota; Viridiplantae; Streptophyta; Magnoliopsida; Sapindales; Anacardiaceae. The record is from RefSeq and is a predicted model, not a curated record. The transcript has a single exon. Bases 93 to 656 code for a protein of 187 amino acids.